Trifolium pratense (red clover) is the source of this 1760-nucleotide messenger RNA. Its product is annotated as serine/threonine-protein phosphatase 6 regulatory ankyrin repeat subunit B. Bases 150 to 1532 code for a protein of 460 amino acids. The transcript is spliced from 11 exons. NCBI's taxonomy places the organism in Eukaryota, Viridiplantae, Streptophyta, Magnoliopsida, Fabales, Fabaceae. Gene Ontology annotation, molecular function: protein binding. The record is from RefSeq and is a predicted model, not a curated record.
AUAUAAUUUUUUUUGGUGGAAACUUGAAGUAUUCAUAUAAUCACCAUAUAUACUUUGAAAUUUCAAUACAGGGUUUUACUCCUUUCAAAAAAACAACAAAACACAGUCACAGGGUUUUGCAUUUGCAUCUUCUUCUCGCUACUGUCACUAUGGCUCCCGAUGCUUCCGAUGCACUUGCAGUGAGACAGAUAGUUCAAAACUUUCUCAACGCCGCUCGUAACGGAAAUCUCGAUCUCUUAAAAAAAUUUGCUGAACAAUUAGAUGAGGGAAAAGAUUUAGCCAAAACAGUUGAAGCAAUUAAAGAUGCAAACAAACGUGGUGCACUUCACUUUGCUGCUAUUGAAGGACAAACCGAGAUUUGUAACUAUCUCUUACAGGAUUUGAAGCUUAACAUUGAUUCUAAAGAUGAUGAUGGUGAAACUGCUCUUAUUCAUGCUGCACGUCAAGGACAUACGGCUACCGCUAAGUAUUUGAUCGACUCCGGUGCUGAUGUUACUAUUGCCAGCACUUUAGGAGCUACUGCAUUGCAUCAUUCGGCAGGGAUAGGAGAUACCGAGUUACUUGAGCAUUUGCUGUCCAAAGGAAUCAAUCCUGACUUAGAAAGUGAUGCGGGAACACCUUUGGUUUGGGCUGCUGGUCAUGCUCAAGAAGCUGCUGUUACUGUUCUGUUAAAAUAUGGUGCAAAUCCCAAUGCUGAAACUGAUGAUGGCAUUACCCCACUCCUUUCAUCUGUGGCAGCUGGUUCUGUAGCAUGCUUAGAGCUGUUAAUACAGGCAGGUGCUAAAGUAAAUGUUAUUGCGGGUGGAGCAACUCCUUUGCACAUUGCAGCUGAUAAUGGGAGUCUAGAACUUCUAGAUUCCUUAUUAAAAGCUGGAGCUGAUCCUAAUAUCUCUGAUGAGGAUGGUGUUAAGCCAAUACAGGUUGCAGCUGGAAGGGGUAAUCGUGCAGCUGUUGAGAUAUUGUUCCCUGCAACUUCUAAAAUUGAUGGUAUUACUUCUUGGACUGUCGAUGGGAUACUAGAGUAUAUUCAAUCAGAAAGUAAAACGCAGCAGGAUAAAUUGGUAGAUGUUAAAGAAAAUAGCCGUCCUGAGGAUGCUGUUUCCCGAGAGUCAAAUACCCCUGAGGUGACACCUGAAGCCAAAAAGAGAGCAGCAGAAUCAAAAUCAAGAGGGGACGAGGCUUUUAAAAGGCAAGACUAUCAUAUGGCAAUAGAUUCCUACACACAAGCAAUUGAUCUGAAUCCCAGCGAUGGUACGUUGCUAUCAAAUAGAAGUCUAUGUUGGAUUAAGCUGGGUCAAGCCGAGCAUGCUUUAGCUGAUGCAAAAGCCUGUAGAGCAUUAAGACCAGAUUGGUCCAAAGCUUGUUAUAGAGAAGGUGCAGCCUUGCGUUUGUUGCAGAAGUUUGAUGAAGCUGCAAAUGCUUUUUACGAGGGUGUAAUGCUUGACCCCGAGAGCAAGGAGCUUGUAAAUGCGUUCAGGGAAGCUGUUGAAGCUGGAAAGAAAUUUCAUGGCACAACUGAGAAUAAAUCAUAGUUGGCCCUUUGCUAAUGCCUCUUACGAAAAGAGAAAAUGUUGCGGAUGAUGUAACCUUAUUCAUUAAUGUAUUUUCUUUUGAGUUACAAUUGUACGGGUACAGUCUACUAGUAGUCUAUUGCGUUAAAAGAUUAUACUAGAAUUUAGAAAGGUUGUUUGCUUAUUUGACAUCUUAGAAAUUUGCAGAAUUGGGCAUUGUGAAAAUGACAAUGCAGGCAAUUGUGAAAA